This is a messenger RNA of Ruditapes philippinarum (Manila clam), 4117 nucleotides long. Its product is annotated as phosphatidylinositol 4,5-bisphosphate 3-kinase catalytic subunit alpha isoform-like. The record is from RefSeq and is a predicted model, not a curated record. The transcript is spliced from 21 exons. Gene Ontology annotation, biological process: phosphatidylinositol-3-phosphate biosynthetic process; cell migration; phosphatidylinositol-mediated signaling. Lineage: Eukaryota; Metazoa; Mollusca; Bivalvia; Venerida; Veneridae. The coding region runs from base 327 to 3263 and encodes 978 amino acids. Gene Ontology annotation, cellular component: cytoplasm; phosphatidylinositol 3-kinase complex; plasma membrane. Gene Ontology annotation, molecular function: 1-phosphatidylinositol-4-phosphate 3-kinase activity; 1-phosphatidylinositol-3-kinase activity.
GCGUUUGUAAUUCGCAAAUAUACAAUUUUGAUAAAUAUUUCCAUUAUAGUAUUGGAUUCAUUUCUUUUUCAUUGUAUUCGUUUUCCUAUUCUCGUAUACAGAGCAGACUUAUUUUUCUUUUAUUCGUAACCAUGCAAGUUAACCUAAGUUAUGUUUAAAGCAUCUUGGAUUUUGUCGUCUUACUAAAAAGAGUCAUAAACAAAACAAGUGUGAAACAUAACUUGAACAUAGUUUGUUAUGUGCAGUUUUAUUUUUUGGUGACAACAACAAAAUUGAUUUGGAAUAUCUAGACAUAGUGAAUUAAACGAAGUCUUCCUAACUCCGCUAUGAAAUAUUGCGUAAUGUUACCAGGUAGUUUCACACGCCUGAACUCGUGUAAAGGACCGAGGACGGAAUCCGGUAUAACUGCAAUCGAAGCGUUGUACGAGGAUGUUGGUCAAAUCGCUGGAUUUCCUCUUCAAACCCUCGACAAUAUGUCAAAUAAAGAUGAAGAAUUCAAGACUACUAGAAUAUUAUUAAAGCAGAUGUGCCAUAUACUUGCAAAAGACCGAGAGGAAAUGACAACGGACGAGAAAGCGUUCUUCUUUUUCCCGCCAAAACUUGAUCGAAACGAAGAUCUCCCAACAUGCACUGCGAGAAAGAUCAUGAAAAAUCCCGAGUUCAAAAUAACAAUCAAUGUAUGGAUUCAGGACCCAAGCUUAGACUCAGACAAACAAUUCAUAUGUUACACAGUCAAGGUACCCGCACCAGAUCCCCCUCACUGUGUAAUAGAAGCAGCUCUAAACGCACAGUACAAAUCACAAAUGGGAUCGAUAGAGAACGACUUUGAUAUGGAUACAGGUUACAAAGACGAUGAAAUGAACAAAGAGCGAGGAAAGUAUGUGUUGAAAGUAUGCGGCAGAGAAGAGUAUAUGAUGCGAGAGUGCUGUAUACAUACGUAUGAGUACGUAAGAUAUUGCAUUGACAAGGAAGAAGUACCUCAGUUACAACUGGCAUUAAAGGAAAAUAUACUCAAGUCGAUCCCUGACAACAAAUGCGUUAUCUUACAAAAAGAGCCCCCUGUAAUGAAUGCGUGUCCGGCUUCGGAGACUCGUAAAACAUCUUGGGAUCUACCUGGCGAUCAUUUGUAUUCGAUCAAGAUUAGAUCUUUUCCAGCAAAAGGCACUUUUCAGCCAGGGUCGUAUGUACAAGCGCAAUUGUUUCAUGGAACACAACCACUGAGUAAAGCAAUGAAGACGUCGGAGAACGAUUUCAACCAGACAUGGGAAUUUGAUAUACCAAUAGAGAACUUACCUAGAUGUGCACGAUUAUGUUUAGUAGCAUGUGCAACUGAGAAAAAUAAGGCUACCGGUAUUAACUGGGUUAACAUGCAAGUGUUUGACCAUAACAGAAAACUCGUAACAGGACGACAGGUUCUCAAAGUCACAAACUUCCCAGAAACUUGCAAUCGCACAGAAUAUCCUAUCGGAUCUCCAGGUUCGAAUCCUGAUAGAAAUGCGAAUGAACUAGUGAUUGAGAUUAUGCCCCCUUGUGAAGAUGACGUGUACUAUCCAACUAGUUCAUAUAUUGAUUCUAAAAUGAAGCCUGAUGACCAGUACCAUGUCCCAACUGAGAUGCAACUUAAGUCAUUUGAAAUGAUCGAUCGAAUUGUGCACAAAGAUCCUCUGGAACAAAUGGGCAACAGCGAAAAAAGGUUUCUCUGGGAACACAGAGAACUGGCAAUGGACUAUCAACCUAACAUUUUGCCAAGAGUUAUACAAUGUGUGAAUUGGUCAGAACGGCAUGAUGUUUUCAAGCUUUACGGUCUGCUCAAAGUGUGGCAUAAUGAAGACCUCUCUUUGGUGACAGCAUUGCAGCUGCUGGGACCAGAUUAUCCGGACAAAAGAGUUAGAGCUCUCGCUGUUAAAGUACUGGAGAAGAAACUCAGCAAUGAGCUUUUUGAGCUAUUCAUGCCACAACUAGUCCAGGCUGUGAAAUUGGAAAGUUAUCAAUACAGUGACCUUAGUUGUUUCCUGCUGCGACGUGCUCUUUCAAAUAGGAGGCUUGGACAUAGAUAUUUCUGGCAUCUGAGAUCGGAAGUACACAACCCAAUGUCUCGGCUCAGGUUUGCUCCACUACUUGAAGCAUAUUGCCUCUAUUGUGGAUCAUACCUUUUAGAUAGUUUGUACAAAGAGGUGAAGUCAUUGAAUGAGUACCGCACAUUUUCCAGGAAGACCAACAGAGAUUCAAGCUUAGAUUUACAACUGAAAACUAUGAAGAGCUGGUUAGAAACAGAAGAAACACGAACUGUUCUUGAAAAUCAGACGGCAACUCUUGACCAAAAUGUAGAACUUGGACAAAUAAACGUAGAAGACUGCAAAGUGAUGUCAUCCAAAAUGAAACCAUUGUGGUUAAGUUGGAAGAACAAAGAUCCUAGCUGUAGAAAUGGAGGUGAUAUAAGAUACAUCAUUAAAGACGGUGAUGACCUUCGCCAGGACAUGCUUGUAUUGCAGCUGAUACGACUGAUGGAUAUGAUCUGGAAGUAUACAUCCCGAGAUUACUGUAUAACAUCAUAUGAAUGUAUGUCAAUGGACGACCAUUUUGGAAUAAUAGAAGUUGUGAGCGGAGCUAAAACUGUUUGCGACAUAGAGAUGCACAAACAAACGGGUGUCAUGGCAACAACGAGUAUGCAUGAAUGGGUCUACACAGAGUCAGGAGGAGGAGUAAAGUAUUUGGAAGCAGUGAAAAAGUUCACUCAUUCGUGUGCUGCGUUUUGUGUCAUCACUUACAUACUUGGUAUUGGAGACAGGCAUUCAGAUAACAUCAUGCUUAAAGUGACCGGAGAGUUAUUUCACAUCGACUUUGGGCAUUUUAUGAACCACAAGAAGGUAAAAUACGGCGUGCAAAGGGAAAGAUCGCCAUUUGUCUUAACAAAGGAUUUCAUCUCGGUCGUCACAAAGGGUGAACAGAAAGUCAACAAUAAUGAGGAAUUUAACAAUUUUCUGUUCAUCUGCUUGGACGCGUAUAUGACAAUCCGACGGAAUGGAACACUUUUCCUUACGUUACUUAGCUUAAUGAUGCAUUGUGAGCUUCCCGAACUACAAGAGGUUACGGAUAUAGACUAUUGUAGAAAAUGUUUGGCAUUGGACAAAAAGGAACACGUGGCGGCCAAUAACUUCCUCAUGGCAAUUAUGGAGUCGUAUAAAGGACAGUGGAAGACAAAUAUUGACUGGUUUUUACAUCGUGUGAAUAGGGUCUGGCAAGGCAUGGGAUCUGGAAGCUAGAGGACAGGAUUAUUUGAAUGAACUUUAUAUUUUGACCACGGCAAUAGUGACUAGUGUAAAACGCGUGUCAAUUGCUUAGUCUAAAACCGUUUGCUCGAAUAAAACCAUACAGAAAUAUUUUUUGUCAAUGACUCAUACUUUACAGUCUGUGUGAGUCAUACAAAAAGUGUUUGUAAAUGAACCCAUUCAAAAACAGUUGUUUAUUUCAAUUGCCGCACCAAAAACUGUUUGCCUGUGUAAAUAACCCGUACAAAUUGUUUGUGCUAAUAACCUGUACUAAAUAUCCGUUUGUGCAAAUGUCCCUAAGGAAACCGAGACUUUAUUUUGUGCCAGUGGUGUGGGCAGAGUCUUGAAAUGAGUGGAUUAGCUGCUUGCUAUGUGGUCGUGGGAGAAAUUAAUAAACAUAUUUCUAUCGGCGGUGAGUUUUGGGGAUAGUGUGAGCAUUGUGAUGUUGACAUUCAUGUAUUACUGACAUUGUUUUACGUUCGAAUUACAAAUAACAACCAGGCCAAAGACUGAACUUUAUUUUAUUGUUGUAUCUUUGGUUUAAUUUAUCAAUUAGUAUUAAGUGUCAUGGUAUAGUUCUUCACUUUUUAUGACUAUAUCUGUUAUUAAGUAUAUCAAGUGUUUGAAUUCUUCUUCCAAAAUCCUCAAAUUUAACACUUCCAAAUUUGUACCAAGGCAGUUCCAUUAUAUAAAAAUAGUAACUAGUGCUCUGCUGAAAAGUGUUUGAUCUUAUUAAUAAAACCAACAUUGCAAGGUUAUUCUUAGACAGAUCAAUUUGUAAAUUCGAAAAUGAUAACAUUUUUGACAGUUCUUGUAUUUGUAAACAAAUUGGAUGAAAACGUUUUUUA